Messenger RNA from Marchantia polymorpha subsp. ruderalis, 2500 nucleotides. NCBI's taxonomy places the organism in Eukaryota, Viridiplantae, Streptophyta, Marchantiopsida, Marchantiales, Marchantiaceae. The record is from the annotation of a GenBank genome assembly.
GUACAGAUAGGAUGGCACGUCAGUUCCGUCCUGGGAAUGAGAUAUGUUAGAGGCCCUGGAAAUUGCAGCACCUGUUGUAGCUUGCUGUAGCACUUGCUCAGAGAUGUUUUAAAAAGUUCGUUUCAUACGUAAACACGGUGGACCAGAACUUCAGCACAUUGAGAUACAUAACUGACAUUCCCUUUGUGUUUAUGAGACGAUUAGCUGUGCACUUGACGGUGAACGUGAGUUUCAUUCUUGGAGCUGGUUCAUAUCUCCAACAGGUUCAGAGUGACCUUUGGUUAUGGACUGCUAGGCUCUGGUGGCCAGCACUUUGUAGCUGCAUCUGCUCUCUGCUGGCAGCGAAGGCCUCUUUUAUCUGAGCCUUAUUGCUUCGUGGUCCAAGUUCUUACGAGCCCGAGAAGUGGGACGAGAUUGUGCACACUCUUCUGCACACAUGGCGUCCACCUCGGUGAUUGCCGUCAGUAGUCCGUGCAUAUCAAAUGUUAGAGAAAAAUGCCACAAAAGAAGUGGCAAUCAUAUCCGUCGACUUUCUUUCAAUCUUCGCCCAGGCAAUGGAAUCGAAUCAUUGCAUACAACAUUCAGGCUUGAGAAUAGGGGAACUUUGUGGAACUGGGCAAGAACCAAACAGGGAAGAUGGUCGGCUCAUUCAGCAAUUGGAGAGCGGGCAACAAUCAAGUGUCAUGCAGUUAGCGGCAUUGAGUUGACCCAAGGGUUGGACAAAGUUGAUGGGUCAGAACCUGUGCAUCAGUUUGUCAUUGUUGGAGCAGGAAUUGCAGGCUUGGCUACUGCCGUUGCCAUGGACAAGAUCGGAGUUAAGACUCUUGUUCUGGAACAGUCUGCAGGACUCAGAACGACAGGCUCUUCCUUGUCUUUAUGGAGAAAUGCUUGGCGUGUUCUGGACUUGCUUGGGGUUAGUGAUGAACUCCGCACAAAGCACUCGUUAAUAACUGGGGUCAGAUUUUUUAAUCAGGACGGAAAACUGCUGAAAUCCUUCGAGGUAGACGAAUGUCCUGGAGGCCCGCACGUCAUUUGUUGUGUGGAGCGCAAAUUGUUGGCCGAUUCUCUCGCAUCACGAUUGCCUCCAGAAACAAUUCGCUACAACUCCCGAGUUCUUUCCAUCGAAAGAGAAUCAGAGAAUGGUCCCUUCGAACUGAAAUUAUCAGACGGGUCCGUCUUACGAACAAAGGUCCUGCUCGGCGCUGAUGGGGUUAAUUCUGUGGUAGCACGGUGGAUGGGGUUGGCAAAACCUCGAUACGUUGGGCACAUUGGGAAUCGAGGGCUGGCAGUGUACCCUGCUGGACAGCCCCAUGGUGACAAGUUUCGACAGAUUAUUGGCAAUGGCGUUCGAGCUGGUGUGCUACCCAUAUCUGCUACUAAGGUUUAUUGGUUCAUCGUGCACCCCGUGGCAAGUCUAGGUCCCAGAGUAACUGAUCCAAAUGAGGUGAAGGCCGAGUUGUUAAGAACGCUCGACGGCUGGCCAGAGUAUAUUAUAGAUUUGAUCAACCAAACCCCGCUGGAGAGCAUAUCAAGAUCAGCUUUGGUGGAUCGAUGGAAUCUGCCGGGUUUUACUCCACCAGUAGCCCAGAACGGUAUAACUCUGGCAGGAGAUGCAUUGCACCCUAUGACACCGAGCCUGGGGCAAGGAGGAUGCAUCGCUUUGGAGGAUGCAAUCAAGCUGACUCAAACUGUAGGUGUGGUUCUCGCUAAAGGAGACAAUGCGGAUCCUGAAAGUAUAACCAAGGCCAUGAAAGAAUAUGCAGCUGAGAGGCAUCAGAGAGCUUUUCCGCUAACAGUUCAGUCCUUCGUUAUGGGACUCUUUAUGCUGACUAGCUUCCCACCUUUCUCCUUUGUAAGGAACCACUUUCUCAUUCCCAAAAUGAUCGGCCCCAUGUCAUUUCUCGCCGCAACAUUCUAUGACUGUGGAGAACUUCCCAAAGCUCAACUUGUAAGAAAGAAAUCGUACCCCAUGAAAUGACUUUCACUUGUCGAAGAAUGCGGGAAGGAAGGAUGCCUGUUGCAGCAUUUCGAACGAUACAAACAUCUGUUUGAGGGGAAGUUAUUAAAAGCAUGAGGUGUCUUUUCAGUGUUAUAGAAUAUCCUUUUGUUUCUCAAACUGUUGAAAGUACUAAGUCUCAUAUUGACGUGGAGAGAAUAAGCACACAAUGACGCCAGGCCGUGUCGCAAGCUAGCAAGAUUGGGGAAGAGAUUGAAAUCCAUUGGCAGAGGUCUCUGGACCUUUUCACCUUCCAUACUCCCCAUCUACUUUGAUAUCGUAGUUAAGAGGUCCUAGAAUUCUUCGAAAUUCUUAGCAAUGUCAGAUACGAGCAGUCUUGUCAUUCCUUAUCAGUGAAACCAGAUAUUUAGGGAGGAAAGACGAUACAUACGAUCAUAGAUUAAGCAGCAACUUGAAGGCAUAGUUAUAUGCUGAUGCUAUCAGAUGCAGAUUCGGAUGCAUUUUCAUGUAUACAUUGAAAGUAAAGCUUCUUCUUUUCUCCCG